AUGGUCAUGAGGUUCCGAAGCUUGCUUACCAAUAAAGUUGUAUCAGAAGAUUUGAGAACUAGGCACUUACAGAAACAUGUCCUGUCUGCUCUGCUGCUUCUAAACAAUCUUUUAUCAUUGGUAGAUGAUAUAAGUGAGCCUGACACCAAACAGGGGUCAGAUACAGUUUCAGGAAACUGUCGUAUCCUUCUUCACGUCAUUAAUAAUAGAAGGAGCAUGCACAGCCAGGAAGCAGAAGCUGGGGCUGGUUUUGUUAUUACUCCACAGGACUGAAACAUGGACUUCUCUGUUUUGCCAAACAACAACCAUCCCGACAAAUUCCUGCAACUGGAGGUGAAGUCUUUAGUGAAAAACUCGACCUUUCUACAAGCCAACCUAGCAAAAUUCCCAGAAGCAGCUUUACCUGGAGUGCAGCGGUGGCACAACAGGGUCUAUUUACAGAGAGAAAAGAGAAUUGUCACUGAGCUGCCGGGCUUAGACUCAAAUGGGGUCAGUCAAGAAAUGAUAGGGAAAGCUCUCGAGAAACACAUUACACCCAUCACCCUGAAAUCCACAAUCAAAACCAACCCCUUGUAUAGUGAUAUCCAGAUGGACGAUGACUGGGAGGAGAAGAAAAAGACCCCUUCCUGGACUGUGCAAGACUAUGACAGACACUCACUGCACUCUAACUUGGCCAGCCACGUAAAGGAAAAUCCUAAUGAUCUACAGUUCUGGAUGGGAGAUAUUUAUACUCCUGGGUAUGAUACCUUGUUAAAAAAGAAAGAGAGAGAAAAAAAGCAUUCCACAUGUUGCCGAAUCAUCCUGUUCCUGGUACUAGCUGUUUGCAUCCUGAUUACCAUAGUCACUCUCAGCAUUUUGCUUACUUAG
This is a messenger RNA of Antrostomus carolinensis (chuck-will's-widow), 867 nucleotides long. RefSeq names its product membrane integral NOTCH2 associated receptor 2 (gene MINAR2). The transcript is spliced from 4 exons. The record is from RefSeq and is a predicted model, not a curated record. NCBI's taxonomy places the organism in Eukaryota, Metazoa, Chordata, Aves, Caprimulgiformes, Caprimulgidae.